UAUAUUUAUCGAGAGAUAAAGCACUAUAAUUGUCCUGUGAUAAUGAAACCUCACUAGUGAGUGGUAAUAUUUACUUAUUUAUUUUUACAUAAAUAAAAUAUUCUACUUUUCCCACCAUAAAAUAUUAUUGUUAUAUAAUUUAUAUUGUAACAAUAGCCGGAAAUGUUUCUGAUCAGAAACGUCAGAACCGGUAUAAAUCUUUUAUCCAGACAACUAAAAAGAAAUGUCACCCUUUCGAAAAUGAGGAUGUCGACCGUUGACGAACCGAACGACCAACCAGUGAAAUUUUCAACGAGCAAAGCAUCAAAAUGGAAAGCUGAAUUUUCUCGGAGAGGUACAUCUAAAGAAGAAUCUCCAUGGUUUGAGCCUCUUGCUGUCGGUGCGAGUGCGGCCGUUUUUCUCAUCUACUUCUGUGUUCUACGAGAGGAAAACGACAUAGAUGAAAAGUUGGAUAUAUCAAUUUAUAGAAGAAUAGAUGGGCUCGAAGAGUAUCAGUUGAGACAAUUGUUGGCACACAAUAAACGCAAUGGUAAAGAUGUCACAGAUAUAGAAAACAGGUUGCAAGAACUAAGCCGAGAAAAAAUGCGUAGUUGAGUACAUAAUUUUUGUAAGAUUGUUAAUAUUUCUAUGGUGUAAUUUAUGUAAAUAAUUAUUAAUAUGACGUUAGCAUUUUA
Cimex lectularius (bed bug) is the source of this 674-nucleotide messenger RNA. RefSeq lists its product as uncharacterized. The record is from RefSeq and is a predicted model, not a curated record. The coding region runs from base 163 to 594 and encodes 143 amino acids. Lineage: Eukaryota; Metazoa; Arthropoda; Insecta; Hemiptera; Cimicidae. The transcript has 2 exons.